This is a messenger RNA of Aedes aegypti (yellow fever mosquito), 1336 nucleotides long. Its product is annotated as microfibril-associated glycoprotein 4. The coding region runs from base 91 to 1047 and encodes 318 amino acids. NCBI's taxonomy places the organism in Eukaryota, Metazoa, Arthropoda, Insecta, Diptera, Culicidae. The record is from RefSeq and is a predicted model, not a curated record. The transcript is spliced from 3 exons.
CGAAAAAUAUACUAUUACUUAGUUGUCGAUUGUACAUUGCAGGGUAAAGAACCCUUUGCAUCCAUCUCUCUUUGUUCCAACUAAUAUAUAAUGCAUAUCUCAAUAGUGCUCUGGCUUGUACUGGUGAUCUCUUCCGUGAUCCACUCCGAAGAUCGAACAUCACAUUCAACGAAUGAAAACAACUUCGGCUUUGGGCUAGAAUUGAUUCUCGCCAAGCUGGAAUCGUUGGAGCUCGAGAUCAUGUCACUGAAGGAACAAAAUCGCAAUUUGAGUGAACUUGUUUCCGAUGCGCUGAAGAUAAGUGAUAAAUCUUGUGUCCAAGUGGCUACAAAUGAAAUCGUAUCGACCGGUGAGAUCGUGGCCGAGCAGAACAAUGUAAUUCGAGUGGACCAAAACGAGCCGGAAAUAGACGAAAGCCACGUGUAUUCGUCAUGCAAUGAGGUACCAGAUGGGAAAACGGGCAAGUACGCUAUCCGGCCAGUGAAGGAUUCCAAACUGUUCUACGCUUAUUGCGAGAUGCAGAUUAACGGGGGCGGUUGGACUGUGAUUCAGAAGCGUUUCAAUGGAUCGGAGAAUUUUUACCGAAAUUGGACGGAUUACAAAACUGGCUUCGGCAGCUUGGAUGGCGAGUUUUGGUUCGGCCUGGAUCGGAUUCAUCUGAUGACCAGCUCUCAAACUCACGAGAUCAUGUUCCAUCUGAUAGAUUUUAAACGGACGGUGAAAACUGCCAAAUACAAUCCGUUCUCGAUAGGUAACGAGAGGGAAGGAUACGUCAUCAAAUCACUCGGGGCAUACACAGGAUCAGCAGGUGAUGGUUUCAGUUAUCACAGGGGAAUGAAGUUCACAACCUACGACGUGGAUAAUGAUAAGUUUACGACCAAUUGUGCCAAAAAAUACUAUGGCGCUUGGUGGUAUCAUGCCUGUUAUAAAAGUAAUCUGAACGCCUGGUAUAUCAACGCACGCACCGAUCAGGCCAUGUGCUGGAACCCGUUCAAUAUGGGCAACGAUGGUCUGAUGUCGUCCAUGAUAAUGAUACGUCCGGUUUAGUGAACCUGCAGAAUCCCAUAUAAGGUGUCUGGAGUGGACCACAGUUACUCAUAACGCACGUCUUUAUUCAUGAUUCUUGACAGUUUUCGAAGAUAAAAUAUAAAUAGCAUCAUUUUUUCUUUACGUCAAAUUGUACAAAUUGGUGGUUUUACAAUUUUUGAUUUAUCAAUCAACAUUGAUCGUCUCCUUGAUGCUACAACUAGAUAACAUGAAAUUUGAUUUUUUUUUUACUUCAAUAUGUCAAUAACAUUAUUCUUAAUAAGAUCUGCAAAAUAUCCACACCUCGUAA